GGAGGCGCGACGGUGCGGGACGAGUGACAAAAGAAACAUCAUCGCGUUUUUCUUUUCAAAUGUGCUGCUGCGAAAAAAAUAAAGUGUUGAUUUUUCGUGAAAAAUUCCCAUUUUCUGGGCCCGAACUGACGUGAGCUGGAAUAGUACCAGUCAAACGAGUGUGAACAAAAGAUAGAAAAUUAAAAAAAAAUCAAGGUGAAGAAGACGGACGGACUUGCGACGGAAAACGCAAAAAGAACCUAUUGCGGUGACGAUGAGUGUGGAUACAUACGAUGGAGUGGUCAAUUCCCAAACGUUGACGUUCCUCGAUACCGAAGAAAACGAUCUGAUCGGGGCGGAUACCCAGGGAACGGACUAUGACUUUCGAGAUUUCACGAUUCCCUCGCAGAGCCAGACGCUGGCUUCGCAGCUUGACCAUUUGGGUGCCGGAGCGGGAAGUCAGCUCAAUGGAUUCGGCCGACGACUCGGUUCGGACAAGCUGAAAAUCGCCGGCAUAACAUCCGCCAUCGGUGAACUGCAGUUCGAGGAAGACGAAGAUGACCCCGUGGCCCAGAGUCAGGAGCUGCCGCCGCACGCCUGUCGCUACUGCGGUAUCCACGAACCGAGCACGGUCGUCAUGUGUAACAUCUGCAAGAAGUGGUUCUGCAAUGGCCGUGGCAGCACCUCGGGAUCGCACAUCGUGAACCAUCUGGUAAGGGCGAAACACCGGGAAGUGACGUUGCACGGGGACGGACCCCUGGGAGAGACGGUGCUCGAGUGCUACUCCUGCGGCGUGAGAAAUGUGUUUGUGCUGGGAUUCAUUCCGGCCAAAGCGGAUUCUGUCGUGGUGUUGUUGUGCAGACAACCCUGUGCUGCCCAGAACUCCAUCAAGGACAUGAACUGGGAUCAGGAGCAGUGGAAGCCGCUGAUCGCCGAUCGGUGCUUUCUGUUUUGGUUGGUGAAGGUUCCAACAGAGCAGGAACAGCUCCGCGCCAGACAGGUGUCUGCUGCGCAAAUCAACAAGCUGGAGGAACUCUGGAAGGAGAACGUUGAUGCAACGUUUCAGGAUUUGGAAAAACCGGGCAUCGAUAAGGAACCAGCUCCGGUUCAGUUCCGCUAUGUUGAUGGCUAUCAGUAUCAGAACAUCUUUGGGCCGCUGGUGAAGCUGGAGGCGGAUUAUGACAAGCGACUGAAGGAAAGUCAGACGCAGGAAAAUAUUGAAAUUCGCUGGGACACGGGGUUGAACAAGAAGACGAUUGCUUAUUUUACGCUGGCUAAGAAUGAUGGCGAUAUGAAGCUGAUGCAUGGUGAUGAGCUGCGUUUGAGAUAUACGGGAGAGCUGCAUAAGCCGUGGAGCUGCGUGGGUCAUGUCAUCAAGGUUCCGGAUAACUACGGUGAAGACGUUGGCUUGGAGUUGAAGCACAACCAUCAAGCACCGAUUGAGUGUACGUCGAACUUUGCGGUUGACUUCAUUUGGAAAGGUACCUCCUUUGAUCGCAUGCAGAUGGCAUUGCGAAAGUUUGCAGUGGAUGAUAACAGCGUUUCGAACUACAUCUAUUCGAGAUUGCUUGGCCAUGGCAGACAAGAUGGGUCGGAUGAUGUGACGUUCCGUAUCAAUAAUCUGCCAAAACACUUCAGCGCUCCGAAUUUGCCGGACCUCAAUCGUUCGCAGGUGUACGCAGUGAAGCAUGCUCUUCAACGCCCAUUAAGUUUGAUUCAAGGGCCUCCGGGUACCGGCAAGACGGUCACGUCUGCAACGAUCGUCUAUCAGUUGGUUCGCUUGAACGGUGGACCGGUUUUGGUAUGUGCUCCGAGUAACACGGCGGUAGAUCAGUUGACGGAAAAAAUCCAUCGCACCAGUUUGAAGGUGGUUCGUGUCUGUGCCAAGUCUCGUGAAGCUAUCGAUUCUCCGGUCAGCUUCCUAGCUCUGCACAACCAGAUUCGUAACAUGGAACAAAACAGCGAUCUGAAGAAACUGCAACAGCUGAAGGAUGAGACCGGCGAGUUGAGUUCCUCCGAUGAGAAACGGUAUCGUACGUUGAAGAAACAAGCCGAGCGGGAACUUCUGGAAGCUGCUGACGUUAUCUGCUGUACAUGCGUCGGAGCUGGUGACCCUCGCUUACAGCGCAUCAAGUUCAGUUCGAUUCUCAUCGAUGAAUCGAUGCAGUCUACCGAACCGGAAUGCAUGGUUCCGGUGGUGCUUGGAGCCAAGCAACUGAUUCUAGUUGGAGAUCAUUGUCAGCUUGGGCCGGUCGUGAUGUGCAAGAAAGCAGCAAAGGCGGGACUAUCGCAAAGCUUGUUUGAGCGAUUGGUCGUGUUGGGAAUCCGUCCGUUCCGCUUGGAAGUGCAGUAUCGUAUGCAUCCGGAGCUGUCACAGUUCCCUUCGAACUUCUUCUACGAAGGAAGCCUGCAGAAUGGAGUGUGCGCCGAAGAGCGUAAGUUGAAGGUGGACUUUCCAUGGCCUUCGCCAGAUACACCGAUGUUCUUCCUGGUAACUCAAGGACAGGAGGAAAUUGCUGGAUCAGGAACAUCCUAUCUAAAUCGCACAGAAGCUUCGAACGUGGAAAAGAUAACCACUCGCUUCCUGAAGGCCGGUGUUAAGCCAGACCAGAUUGGCAUAAUUACUCCGUACGAGGGGCAACGGGCUUAUUUGGUACAGUACAUGCAGUACCAAGGUUCACUGCAUUCCAAACUGUAUCAGGAGAUAGAAAUUGCCAGCGUUGACGCGUUCCAAGGACGAGAGAAGGAUAUCAUUAUUAUGUCGUGCGUUCGUUCCAACGAGCAUCAGGGCAUCGGUUUCCUGAACGAUCCCAGGCGUCUGAAUGUGGCUUUGACCCGUGCAAAAUAUGGAAUAAUCAUCGUCGGAAACCCGAAGGUGCUAUCAAAACAGCAGCUAUGGAAUCAUUUGUUGAACUUUUACAAGGACAAAAAGGUUCUCGUGGAAGGAUCUCUGAAUAACCUGAAGGAAUCAAUGAUCCAAUUCACGAAACCCAAAAAGAUCGUAAACACCUUGAAUCCAGGAUCACACUUUAUGAAUAACGUCAUGUACGACGCUAAAGAAGCCGGCUACUUCGAAAGAGGUCAUGGAGCAGGAUUUUCCGGUAGUUCGUUUGGCAAUCCAGGUCCCAUCGGAAGCAUGUUGAACGGACCGAGAAAUCCUCCUCUGGAUAUGUUUUCCAGAACUCACGAUCCCAUCAGCUAUAUCUCACCGGAACGUGCUCAGGCGGCAAUGAAUAAUAUGCCGGUUCCUGUUGGAAUGUUUAUGAAUAUGCCGAACGUCCAACCACGCUACUUCCAGCAGCAACAAGCUGUGCAGGCGGCCAAACAAGCGCGUCGCAUCAAACCGGGCGUCAUCGGAAGCAAACCUAAACCGCGUCCGAUUGGACCGCCAUCUAGCCAAGUCAACCUUUCCGGUGUCAUUGGAACCGGUUCGUUAACUCAGGGCAUGUCACAGAACAUGUCCCAGCCUGGAUUCAGCCUUUCACAGUCACAGCAACAGGACUUCUCACAAGACUACAUGGUCGAAUAUCAAUCCCAAGUCGAUGGUCUCUUGUCCCAGGAAUCCACUGCAGUGGAGCGUUUGGCAUUCGAACUACCGCCAAAUCAGUUCUCGCAACCGUAUUGAUAGAGGACCAGUUGAACCAGAAUGGCGUAUUGUCCGCACAGGGGAAUCUGAAGACAGCAACACGAGCAGCAGAAACAGCCAACAGCAAAAUCUACGUCUACGCCAAGUCACCAAUUCGCAGUUAUACCGAGUAAUGAAUAAAGAAUACGCAGCAAGGUAAGAGGUGAGACCUAUUACGGAACACGGCAUUAGGAGGGGGUAGGAAACCUCCCUGGUGAGUAUCCUGAUGUCUGUCCCCUCGCCAUAGUCGUCGUCGUCGUUAUCGUCUUGUCGGAUAGGAAGAAAAGGCGGGGAGGAAUUUGGAAAACGAAGAGCGACUCUCAUAUGCAACACGCAGCAGCAGCCGCUGGAACUUUUCUCCCCUGGAACCAAUAAUAGCAGCAGCAACUUGGAACAGCGAACCACACCACAGCUAGUGCAACUAAUGGAGGAAUCAAAGCCAACGGAAUUCACCACAUGGAUCGCUGGAAAUGUGAGUUCUUGUGAACCCUUUCGGAAAGGGACACCGUUGAAUAGCUGAACAGGUUUGGGAGAUAUGUUCCUGCGAUGAAUGAGUCCAGUUCUUUCAAGAUUUACGUAUUUCCAUUCUCUUGAAUCGAAAACCAACCGUAGUUCUGUAUCCUUGAGUUUCUUGAGCAGAUUAUAUUUUAUUCCUUUUCGGUUAAACUUUUUUUUUAUUUACUGGCAAAGAACUGUGUGUCUGUCAUGGCACAGUUUCUUCCUAAAUUGGAACAACGAGCCUUAUGCCAGUAUCGUAAACAUUAUUAUUUUUUGUUUGGCGAAUUGUUAUAUUUUAAUAUGACUACACUUACAACAACAGCUAGUUUGGUGAGCAUUUUUCUUUUACGCAAACCGAAAGUACGAUUUGAAAUCAAUACUAUAGAACACUAAAUCCUAAAUAAUUGGUUGGAAAAGGGACGUACCUAGUGCUAGAUAGACAUCAUAAAAGGUCAGUUUUACCACUAUUGUAGUUUGGUUUCAUAGUUGAAAAUUUGUAUCCACAAAAAGCAGUCAGAGUUUUCACUUUUAAAAGUUUAGUGUUUAAACGCAACAUACAAAUUUUAAACCACAUUCAAUGAAUUAUGUUCAAGUAGUGUGUAGUUGAUAGGUACUACCUUUUCCAAAUAAAUAGUUUCGUUCGGCAGGUGGUCUCGAUU
Messenger RNA from Ochlerotatus camptorhynchus, 4761 nucleotides. RefSeq names its product Upf1 RNA helicase (gene Upf1). NCBI's taxonomy places the organism in Eukaryota, Metazoa, Arthropoda, Insecta, Diptera, Culicidae. Gene Ontology annotation, cellular component: cytoplasm. Gene Ontology annotation, molecular function: hydrolase activity; DNA binding; ATP binding. Gene Ontology annotation, biological process: nuclear-transcribed mRNA catabolic process, nonsense-mediated decay. The record is from RefSeq and is a predicted model, not a curated record. The coding region runs from base 254 to 3604 and encodes 1116 amino acids. The transcript has 4 exons.